AUGGUGGCGAAAUUUCUCAAGAAAAAUAUCUUCACCCGGUAUGGAACGCCCCGUGCCUUAAUCAGCGAUGAAGGCUCAUAUUUCAUCAACCGCAUCAUCACCAAUCUGUUGAACAAAUUUAAUGUCAGCCAUACAGUUGCAACCGUAUAUCACCCACAAACCAAUGGGCAGAAAUUUCUAACAGAGAGAUCAAGACUAUCUUGGGGAAGAAAAGCUUGUCAUCUACCUCUCGAGUUGGAACACAAAGCUAUAUGGGCAAGCAAAAAACUAAACUUCGAUCUGUCAAGCACGGGGGAAGUCCAGAAGUUGCAAUUGAACGAGUUGGUCGAGUGGCGAAUGAAUGCCUAUGAAAAUGCCAAGCUUUAUAAGGAGCGAACCAAGAAGUGGCAUGACGAUCGCGUAAGCAACCGGACGUUCUUCGAGGGUCAACAGGUACUUCUAUUUAACGCGUGUUUGCGAUUGUUUCCAGGGAAUUUGUAG
This is a messenger RNA of Benincasa hispida (wax gourd), 480 nucleotides long. The record is from RefSeq and is a predicted model, not a curated record. NCBI's taxonomy places the organism in Eukaryota, Viridiplantae, Streptophyta, Magnoliopsida, Cucurbitales, Cucurbitaceae.